This is a messenger RNA of Daktulosphaira vitifoliae (grape phylloxera), 1539 nucleotides long. RefSeq lists its product as uncharacterized. The record is from RefSeq and is a predicted model, not a curated record. The transcript has 9 exons. Bases 1 to 1392 code for a protein of 463 amino acids. NCBI's taxonomy places the organism in Eukaryota, Metazoa, Arthropoda, Insecta, Hemiptera, Phylloxeridae.
AUGACGUACCAUCUGACCCAAGUGAUGUCUAACCAUGACUGCUUCAACGAAUACCUUAACGGUAUUUGUAAAGCAGCCUUGUCGCAAGUCGACCACUGUCGAGAUUGCCUGGAAGAAGCGGAUAAUGCACUGCAUAAGCUCUUCCGGUUUACAAGUUAUUCAAUAAUUUCAAUAAACAUCAAGGAUUCCAUCACUGUAGUUUCCACUUGUCUCUUUCUUUCCAUAUUUUGGUUUAUUUGUGAAAUAUGUCCAAUUUGUGAAGCUUCAUAUGCAUCUAAACAAAAUGAAGAAUUUUCGUUUUGGUUAAACUACUGCCCAGAACCAGAGUGGCCUGCUGACCAUCCAUUGCCCUUACCUAAAUGGGGUAAUUCAAAGCCAGUCUUUACAAUCAGCACUUUAAAGGAAUACGAAGAGCUAAUUAAAAAAUUGGAAAAUGAAUUACAGUUAUUUUUAAUAUCGAAAACAUAUGAUUCAGUAACAAAUUUUAUUUGGUUUUACAAUCACUAUAAAAGUAAAAUGGAAGAUCAGUCAUUUGACAAAUUUUUCAGAGAAUAUGAACCAAUAUUAAAUGAUAAUGCAAAUAAUUGUGUUGGACUAUCAUUAUUGUUAAUUGGAAAAUUAGCAAAACUUGAUGUAUUUUUUCCCGGAAUUCGUGAAUGUUUAUAUUUAGUGUCAUGUGAAAAAAAUUUGAAAAAUUUCGAAAAAUACAAUAAUGAUAAUCCAAUUCAGUGGAUAACAAUUAAAGAACAUGUCUUGAUUUGUUUACAAAUUAAAAUAUUUGAACGAAAAGGCGUUUUGCUACUAGAUCCAGGUUAUUCAAUUGCUAGGGUUAUAACUGUAAUGAAUGAUAAAUUGAGUCCACAUACAGGUUAUUUUCCUCUAUUUUUAAAUUCAAGAAAAAGUUUUCUUUUUGAAAUGGAUAUUAGUGGGAGAUAUGUUGAGUGGUUAAUUUACAACAAAAAUAAAAUAAAAGAAAAAAACUUGAUUCAUAUAGAGGCUCCUUAUCUUUCACCAAUAAGUGUAACUGAACGUAGAAACUUGGUUGACAAUGAUAAAUGUUUGUACACGGUAAAUGAAAGAGGACAAUUUUUGGCUAAAGUUUAUUUAGAUGUCAAUAAACCAAUUUUUCAUCUUGCUUAUUAUGAUUAUUGUAAUGAUAAUUUAGUAAAUGAAAAGGAAAUUGAAGUAUCAUAUAAAACGUUCCUUUCGAAUAAAAAAAUAAGCAAAAAAGUUGAAAAAGUUUUACAACAACUUAGCGAAAAAUUUAACCUAACAAAAAUGGAAUUUAUAACUAUUUUAAAAACUCUUUCAAAUAUUAUGAAUGACAAGGAAUUUUUAAAAUAUAGAGAAAUUACCAACAGCUACAUUUAUAGAAUCGCUAACUGGAAUUAAAAUAGAAAAUUAAAUCAUCUAGAUGUUUUAUAUUUUUCAUAAACGCUUUUUGUCUAUUAAUAAAGUAACAAUAUAAAAAGUCUACUAUUGGAAAAUACGCAAUUAAUAAUUUUAAUAAUUAUAUUAUGUAUAACUAAUUAUUCUCCU